Molecule: messenger RNA, 3296 nt
Organism: Aedes aegypti (yellow fever mosquito)
Lineage: Eukaryota; Metazoa; Arthropoda; Insecta; Diptera; Culicidae
Product: carbohydrate sulfotransferase 5
Exons: 5
Coding region: 730-2049 (439 amino acids)
Biological process (GO): N-acetylglucosamine metabolic process; sulfur compound metabolic process
Molecular function (GO): N-acetylglucosamine 6-O-sulfotransferase activity
Source: RefSeq, a predicted model, not a curated record
UUUACUUCCAUCCGUCGCGCUUUCAACAUCGCAAAAUUUGUGCUAUACCUUAGAGUGAUGUCGUCGCUCGUCGUCGCGAGUUUAAUGGGGUUUGAAUAAUGGCACAUUCGCGAUUUCUAUCAUACAUUGAUUUUUCGGUUUCUGAGAAUAUCAUCUGAAGUUAACUGUGCCGUGAGUUGAUAUUCUCAAGUGUCCGGGGGAAUUCACAUCGGUGGUGACUGAGGGAUUAGAAUGUGAUAAGAAUCGAGUGGUGUUUCAUAAACACUUGAGAAAGAAAUAGUGAUUAACUCAUGGACUGAGUCAAAUGCGAGUCGAUUUGUCAGAAAAUAUUCAUAAAAUCUUGUUUCGGUGGAUAUAGCAUAAGGUCUGUUUGUGCAUAAUUCAUGCAAAUGGCAAUAUAGAAAGUGGAUUUCCAAAGGUGGCAGCUCCCACAAUGUAUGGGUGGCUAAUUAAUUUGAAUUUAUGAUGGUGUUACAUUGGGUGGAGACGAGCCUUCAGCGAUUGAAAAGUUCCAAAUAGGGAGUGAUUUGAUUUUUGUCUGCAUUCUAGUUGAGGGUUGUAUCGUGUCAGCUGUUCCUUUGUGAGAUUACCCAAAGAGCAUAUAAAUGUAGUGACCAAUGAUAGUGCGUGGCGCUCGUGAUCGACAUACCUCCAGUGCAACAAAUCCAAUCUUGGCGCAUAAGUGAAAGAAAGAAGUGCGCUCUUGUUUCGAUCGUUUCGCAUAAGUUUAUGGAGGAGAAAGUGAUCGCGUUCGGUGGGCGAAAAAAGCGACGGGAAACAAUGUCACGACGUAUCAAUUUGAUCGGGGUGUGUGCCAUUAGCGGGUUGUGCAUCUUGCUGCUCUUUGCGAGCCACCGGUUUACGUCCAAUAGCUACACUACGGAGUAUUUUAAGCCCCGGGAACGCAACGCCAAUCUGCGGCUGCUGAAUGCACACAAAUUCUACGGCGCAAAAACAUUCAGCGGGAGUUCAUCGUACGACACCUACCCGCCUAUUCCAACGCCUCAGAAUUCCACCGUCACCAUUGAAGAUGUUCUGAACUAUCAACGUUCGCGGAUAGCGGACGAAAUGGCCGAGUUUGAGUAUCCCAAUGGCCAGUUCAACAACGAUGCUUCCAAAUUGACCGAUUUGACACCGGAAACGGGGGGCCAACCGAUGCGUAGCAUAAUCAUUACCACGUGGCGUUCGGGAUCGACCUUCUUGGGCGACAUUCUGAACGCCAUGCCCGGUAACUACUACCACUACGAACCGCUGUUGGAUUUCGACAUCGUUCAAAUCCGAGGCCCCCCUAACGAUCGAAUCGCCAUUCACAAUCUGAAGCAUCUGCUCAAGUGCGAUUACAACGAGAUGGAAAGUUAUUUGGACUUUGGCCGGACGCACAACUAUCUGUUCAGUCAUAACACUCGCCUGUGGCGACAUUGUCGACUCUUUCCACACUUUUGCUACGAACCGAAGUUCCUUGGGCCUUUCUGCAAGCUGUUCCCCCUGCAGAGCAUGAAGGUAGUGCGCCUGAGGGCAUCACUAGUCCAACCACUGCUGGAAGAUGAAAGCCUAAAUGUCCGUGUCAUCCUGCUGAUUCGGGAUCCAAGAGGCUCGCUGCAAUCCCGUAAGCAUCGGGUGUGGUGUCCCGGUCGUCCCGAUUGUGACCACCCGCCCACCGUUUGCAAUGACAUGCAGCUUGACUACGAAGCGGCCAUCGAGCUGACGAAGCUCUUUCCCACGAGGUUUAGAGCUAUCCGGUAUGAGGAUCUCUCGCUGAACCCUUAUAAGAUUACCAAAGAGAUCCUGACAUUCUACGGUCUUCCCUUUGAUCCGGCCGUUGAAUCGUUCCUCGACACCCACACCAAGCUGGACAUUGGCGGAGUGAGCUCCACGUUCCGGGAUUCCAAAUCAGCUCCGUUCCACUGGACGAAAGAUCUCACGUUCGAGGAGGUAAAAGUGAUCCAGGACAGCUGCGUAACCGCGAUGAAGUCGUGGGGUUAUCGCAACGCUACCAGUGAGCAGGAUCUGCUGAACUUCAACCCUCUGUUGCCGUACAGCGUGUCGUGAAACUUCUCUGGAGGGGAUUAGACUGAGGUGACGGUGGUCGGUACCGGCGGCAGUUACUACGGCACAGCGGUACAUUAGAAGACGAAUUGCUGUCUUUCGGUCAUCAUUCGUAUGCAGAGCGAAAUAUUCGCGGUGAUUCUAGUGAAAUGGGUAAUGUACUUGUCCGUUUUGAACGGCGGCACCGGAGCUCCGAGCUGCUCCGAUACCGAAGAUGAGCACGUAUAUUUUUAAGCGUUAUUAAGAACAUGAGCAUCUGUGAUGAAACCUAGGUAAAACGAUAAAAUAUCGAUUAAUUUAUGUGAGCACUAAUACUGGCCGAACAAAAACUACAUUACUAUAAACUAACUGCGACUAGGUACUACUGUGUCCGUGUGCUUUGUCUGAACGGUCCACUAGUGUAGCAGAACUUGCGGAAAAUGUCGUUCUUCCUAUUGCUGCAGAAGGGAAAGCUUGCAGAGAAUAUGCUUUCUAACCAUCGGCAUUCAUUAGACUUUGAAUCUUAACUUGAUGCACUCUCGACUCCUCCUCUACUGGUUUUAAACUUACUUCCAACUCAUUGACGACUCGUUUACAGCUUAUUCUAGACAUGAGCUUAAAUUUACAAACUUUCAAAUAAUUUCCAGGAAUUCAGUGUGAAACAAUAUUAUCAUCCUAAUAUAGUGAGACUAAAUUGGGCUAUUAUUAACAUAUGUUAAUAAUAUAUUAAAUUUUUUACAUAUCCGUUCGGAUAUAACAGGUGGUCAAUGGAAAAUGAGAAUAAAAUUAUAAAAAUAUAAAUUAAUAUGAUAAAGUAAAAGAUUUUUUUUUAAUGAAUUCAAUAUUUUUUAUUAAACACAUAAUGUUUAUUUUUCAAAAAACGUCAAAGAAUAAAAAAGAGGGGGCCCUGAUCAGCCGUACGACGCAACUUUUUCGUCUCACAAGAGCGCUGGGCGGCAUCGACGUCCAUCUUUCGGAUACAAUUCCGGAUCCUGGUGGUCAACUACGUCGUAUCUUUGGCCCGCCAAUUAUUUUUGUACAGUAGGGCACUGAGGAAGCCGAAAAAAUCCUUUAUAGGACGGCACUGGGACAAGUAGGCUGGGUUCUUUUCCUUCCGCAAGUACGGCGUUUCGUAAAACCGUACAACAAGCUCGUGGAGUGCUUGUUAUUUCGACGCCAUCUUCGAUUGAAUUGACGGCAACCGAGUGAAAAGAAUGCCACCCAUUUUUAGGAAGUUCAAGAGAAUUAAGAGAAACAAAUUUACGCUCUUU